Messenger RNA from Psylliodes chrysocephalus, 2904 nucleotides. Lineage: Eukaryota; Metazoa; Arthropoda; Insecta; Coleoptera; Chrysomelidae. The record is from the annotation of a GenBank genome assembly.
GGAGUAUAUACUAUAAUUUUCAUCAAAUAUUUAUUAAAUAUCGAUAUUUUCUGACGUGUAUCACCUUUAUUGCUCCAUAAAGUAAGUUCACGAAGUCGACAUCACUUCAAAACGUAACAUCAGUGUAGAUUUGUUUUAUAUAGGUAGUUAAAUCUUUCUAAUACCUACCUAGGCUUUUCUCAAACACGAUAUUAAUGUUGAAGCUAUCAGUGAAACCGCAAGGUGUUACGAUUAAUAGAUCUAUACAGUGUGGCACAUUUUUCAUGAAUCCACCUCUGAACCUGAGAUAUAUGAAUUAAAAUUAAAUCAUUGGUAUUAUCGGGAGAAAGUUAUCAACAAGUUUUAACAAUAUCACCAAGGAACUGCAGUUUGAGUUUGCGAGAGAUUAAAGUAAACUACCGCAGAAUGGAUACCACUGGAAACGGAGUAAUGAACAUGGGAUUUAGUGUAUGGCUGACGAUUUGCAUAUUUCUGGGUCUAUGGUUGUGGAGCAGCAUCACAAAGAGAAGAAGAAACUUCCAUAACAAUCUACACGUUAUCGAAGAAGGACUAAGAAGGAUGCAGGCUGACAUUGAAACGAGACAAAGGGAAAACAGUAUGGGAUGCGUGGAAGAUGUCGAGGAUAUCAGCGAAUUUUUGAAGAAGUUUUACGAAGAAGGAAACAAUAACCAGGAGAAGUUAAGCGAUGGCGAUGGUAAAGACACUAUCAGUAAUCAAGACGCGGUCACUGCAACUGCUUCUGCUUCAGCGACGUCAACUAGUUUUGAUAUCGGAAAUUUCGUUAACUGUAGUACUGUAAGUGAUGAUAUUCGUUUGAAACUGUUGACAGAUCCUUGGUUACCGGCCAGUAACUAUGAUUUUAAAUUAGAUGUAGGUGAUGGAAAACGGGCAUUUCGGCUCGAAUGGCUAAAAGAGUUCCCAGUCUUAACGUAUUCUGCAAAAUGUAAGGGGAUUUUUUGCCGUAAUUGUGUUUUAUUUAAACCUCCAGUAAAAAGGGGAUUUCAAGGUUCUUUCAUUGAAAAGCCUUUCGUUAAGUACAAGAAUUUUCACGAACAUACGAAAAAGCACAUGAAAAGUACGUGGCAUAUUAAUGCUACUGAAAAAUCAAUGGCAUUUAUUAACAGUGCAAAAAAUAAUGACAGAAUCGUAACACAUAUGUUAGAUACGGCUUUACAAAAAGAAAUUGACUUGAACAGGAAUAAACUUCAUUCUAUUGUUAAAACAAUUUUGUUUCUGGCAGUCCACGAUAUUCCGUUACGCGGUAAAAUAGAUCAAAGGGCAAUAUUUAACAAUCUUCUAGACUUUCGAGCUGAAGCAGGCGACGAAGUCUUAAGAUCUCAUCUUAUGACAGCUGCUAAAAAUGCAAAAUAUAUCUCACACAGAAUUCAAAAUGAAUUUAUAAACUUCAGUUGUGAAAUUUUAAGAGAAAAAAUUGUAUGGCGCGUCAACAAGGCUAAAUAUUUCAGUGUACUAGCCGACGAAACAGCAGACAUCAGUGGUGUAGAACAGUUGUCUAUUGGCGUUCGUUUUGUAGAAUGUGAUGAUGCAAAUAAAUAUUACAUAAAAGAAGAAUUUUUGGGAUAUGUGCCUCUUGUGGCAAUGGAUGCCAAGUCAAUUUCACAUGCCAUCGUCGAAAAUUUACAAAAAUGGGGAUUAAAUUUGGAAAAUAUUGUAGGUCAAGGUUAUGACGGUUGUUCAACAAUGGCUGGACAAAUCGGAGGUGUUCAUAAAAUUAUUCAGGAACAGUACCCCCAAGCUCAGUUUUUUCACUGCUCCUCCCAUAAAUUAAAUCUUGUUAUAAAUGAUUUAAACAGCAUAGCGGAAAUACGAAAUACAGUAGGCACCAUUAAAGAGACAAUAAAAUUUUUUCGUGAAUCGCCAUUAAGACGCAAAUCAAUAGAAAAAUCCAUGCCCUUACUGUGUGAAACCCGAUGGUCUGCAAAGUAUAAAAGUAUACGGCAAUUCAACGAAAUAUUUUUAAACAUUAUUCACGCUUUAGAUGAUUUACAAAAAGCAUCAACUGGUAAUACCAGAGCACGAGCUUUUCAGCUAUUUACAACAACAACUUCUUCUUGUUUCGUUAUUUCAUUAAACAUUAUAUCAAAGUAUUCGGCUAUGCUAGAACCAGUUGCUAACAUGUUGCAAGGAAUAGACAUUGAUUUGUUUGCAGUUAAAAAAUUUAUAGGCGACUUUACAGAAGUCAAAAAACACAGACAUGAUGCUGAGUCGGUUUUCCAUUCAAUAUAUGAAGAUGCUGUGAAAAUAGCGAAUGCAUGUGGUUUUGAAUUGACCGUUCCUCGAUUGGCCGGUAAACAAACAUGCCGAGCAAACUAUCAAGCAAAAUCAAGUUCACCAGAGGAAUAUUACCGAAUCUCGAUUUUUUUGCCAUAUUUGGAUUCUCUCUUGGUAUCAUUAAGUGAAAGGUUUUCAGAAGAAAAAGACGCACCUUUCUCACUUUUUAAAUUGCAUCCGAAAUAUUUAAAACAGUUGAACAAAGAUGAAUUUAUAUUCAUAAUAAAUAACAUAAAGAAAAUGUAUGGGCAGUUUUUAGACAACUUUGAUGCUGAGGCUGUGCUGUGGUAUAACGUAAAUAGCAACGACGAAAGUAUUGCCACCACGGAAUACAUAGAUUUAUUAAAUAAGUGCGAUUUUUUUCCAUCCGUGAAAGAAGCAAUAAAAAUUGGACUUACCUUACCACCAACAACAUGUUCUAUUGAAAGAUCGUUUAGCACACUGCGGCGCGUAAAAACAUGGUUAAGGUCAACAAUUUGUGAAGAUAGACUUUCUGGACUGUGCAUGCUAAGUGUGCACCGAGAAAUGGUAAAAGAAGAUGAAAAUUUCGUAAAUGAAGUAGUUAAUAAAUUUGCAUCAGUACCCAGAAGGCUACAGUUUCUAUUUAAGUAG